Messenger RNA from Heterocephalus glaber (naked mole-rat), 1266 nucleotides. RefSeq names its product syntaxin 8 (gene Stx8). Lineage: Eukaryota; Metazoa; Chordata; Mammalia; Rodentia; Bathyergidae. Gene Ontology annotation, cellular component: endomembrane system; SNARE complex. Gene Ontology annotation, biological process: vesicle fusion; intracellular protein transport. The record is from RefSeq and is a predicted model, not a curated record. Gene Ontology annotation, molecular function: SNAP receptor activity; SNARE binding.
CUUAUCAUAAUAUUCAUUUAGCAUUUAAUUAUCACCACAACCCAACUUUUUUUUUUUGAAGGAGGAUAAAAAUUUUAAAGAACUGUGAGAGAGAGCAGCUUGAAGGUCUCUUGAAGCGCUAGGGUCUUCUUGUGAAAACGCUUAGAUUCUGUUCAGCAACAAUUGAUUUUAAUUUCACCUAGCACUUCGCAUUUCCAAGUAAGAAUAUAUUGCUCCAACCUCUCUUCUGCCGGGAACCCCUGAACGUUUAUUUUUUGGUUACAACUCUGAGGCCUUAGUGUAAAUAGUCACUUUGCAAACUCCGGUCGCGCACCGGCUGAACCACGGGGAAUGAGCCAUGCAGGCCACCGUAGUCAGCUGCCUGGAGCAGGAAGUGUGCGAGAAGCGAGUGGAGACUGCACGAUGGCUCCGGACCCUUGGUUCUCCACAUAUGAUUCCACCUGUCAAAUUGCCCAAGAAAUUGCUGAGAAAAUUCAACAACGAAAUCAGUAUGAAAGAAGAGGUGAAAAGACACCCAAGCUUACUGUGGCAAUCAGAGCUUUGUUACAGAACCUGAAGGAGAAGAUCGCCCUUUUGAAGGACUUAUUGCUAAGAGCGGUGUCAACACAUCAGAUAACACAGCUGGAAGGAGAUCGAAGACAGAACCUACUGGAUGAUCUCGUAACCCGAGAGAGACUACUUCUGGCAUCCUUCAAGAGUGAGGGUGCAGAGCCAGAUCUAAUCAGGUCCAGCCUGAUGAGGGAAGAGGCUAAACGAGGAGUCCCCAACCCUUGGCUCUUUGAGGAGCCAGAGGAGACCAGGGGCUUAGGAUUUGAUGAACUCCGGCAGCAGCAGCAGAAAAUUAUCCAAGAACAGGAUGCAGGCCUUGAUGCCCUUUCCUCUAUCAUAAGUCGCCAAAAACAAAUGGGGCAGGAAAUCGGGAAUGAGUUGGAUGAACAAAAUGAGAUAAUUGAUGACCUUGCCAACCUCGUAGAGAACACAAAUGAAAAGCUUCACACUGAAACUAGGCGUGUGAACUUGGUAGACAGAAAGUCAACUUCGUGUGGUGUGGCAGCCAAAGCUUUUAAAGACAUGAUGCAUUUUUCCAAAGGGAUGAUAAUGGUGAUUUUAUUGCUGCUCGUGGCUAUUGUGGUCAUUGCAGUCUGGCCAACCAACUAAUAGCAUUAAAGGGACCACCUGCUGUGACACCUGCCAGUGCCCAAUAAAAGCCCAGCAUCUUUUUGGUAUGCAAAACCUACUCUCAAUAAACUCUCCCAAAGCUCUGAA